Molecule: messenger RNA, 1062 nt
Organism: Fukomys damarensis (Damara mole-rat)
Lineage: Eukaryota; Metazoa; Chordata; Mammalia; Rodentia; Bathyergidae
Gene: Meis3
Product: Meis homeobox 3
Exons: 9
Coding region: 1-1062 (353 amino acids)
Biological process (GO): positive regulation of transcription by RNA polymerase II; positive regulation of cell population proliferation; animal organ morphogenesis
Molecular function (GO): RNA polymerase II cis-regulatory region sequence-specific DNA binding; DNA-binding transcription activator activity, RNA polymerase II-specific
Source: RefSeq, a predicted model, not a curated record
AUGGGGGAGGGGUUGGGCAGCGGGCGCCCGAGGGUGUGUCUCCCCUGGCUCUGGCUCUGGCUGGGCCCCCGGGUGCUGACCUGCCGGGCCCCGUCUCGCCUCCCCCAGUAUGAUGAGCUGCCCCACUACCCAGGCGUCGUGGACGGCACGGCAGCCCUGGCCGACUUCUCAGAGACGGCGCCCCCGGCACCCAGAGGCCCCGGGCCCUACGGCCCACACCGGCUGCCCCUGCCCCCAGGCCUGGACAGUGACGGCCUGAAGCGGGCGAAGGAUGAGAUCUACGGACACCCACUCUUCCCGCUGCUAGCCCUGGUCUUUGAGAAAUGUGAGCUGGCCACGUGCUCACCCCGGGAUGGGGCGGGAGCUGGACUGGGGGCACCCCCCGGCGGCGACGUCUGCUCCUCUGAUUCCUUCAACGAGGACAUCGCUGCCUUUGCCAAGCAGGUCCGCUCCGAGAGGCCCCUCUUCUCCUCCAACCCAGAGCUGGACAAUUUGAUGAUCCAGGCCAUCCAGGUGCUGCGCUUCCACUUGCUAGAGCUGGAGAAGGUCCACGACCUAUGCGACAACUUCUGUCACCGCUACAUCACCUGCCUCAAGGGGAAGAUGCCCAUCGACCUGGUCAUCGAGGAGCGGGAUGGUGGCUACAGGGAGGAUCUUGAGGACUUCCCAGCCUCCUGCCCCAGCCUCCCAGACCAGAAUAACGCGUGGAUCAGAGACCAUGAGGACAGUGGGUCUGUGCGUCUGGGGACCCCCGGCCCAUCCAGCGGGGGCCUGGCCUCGCACAGUGGGGACAACUCCAGUGACCAAGGAGAUGGGCUGGACACGGGCGUGGCCUCACCCAGUUCAGGGGGCGAGGAUGAGGAGCUGGACCAGGAGCGGCGGCGGAACAAGAAGCGGGGUAUCUUCCCCAAAGUGGCCACCAACAUCAUGCGGGCCUGGCUGUUCCAGCACCUGUCACACCCGUACCCCUCGGAGGAGCAGAAGAAGCAGCUGGCGCAGGACACCGGGCUCACCAUCCUGCAAGUGAACAACUGGUCCGGGCUCAGUUCGCGGUCCGGGUAA